AUGUGCCAGACGCCAACUCCAAGCCCCAAGCCAGGGAGCGAGACAAGAGCUGUGGAGCUCAACCUUGGCAGCACAGCCAGUGACGACGCCAGCUGGGAAUGGGACAUGGACAUGGAAUGCCAUGGAUGGGCUGAGUUUUGUGUCAACGUCCUUGGACUGUGGCUAGUGAGGGGUGGGCCAGGAGGAGCACAGUCUCAAUGA
Pochonia chlamydosporia 170 is the source of this 201-nucleotide messenger RNA. RefSeq lists its product as hypothetical. The transcript has a single exon. The record is from RefSeq and is a predicted model, not a curated record. The coding region runs from base 1 to 201 and encodes 66 amino acids. Lineage: Eukaryota; Fungi; Ascomycota; Sordariomycetes; Hypocreales; Clavicipitaceae.